ACCAUUUACAGUACUUCCCUUUUUUAUUGAAGGUUUCUCAACACUGCACAGCCAUGAAGAGGAUCUUAGGAUUUAAAAAAAUCAACACAUGGUUUUCUUUAUUUUAUUAAUUAAAUUAAGGUUACAAUAUGUCAUUUGUAAUCAAAUUUUUACACUGGCUCUCAGACUUUUGGACUCCGUUGUAAAUAUUGUGAUAUUAUGAAAUUCUUGCCGAUCGGUCUCAGGAAAGGAGAGAUGUUGCUAAGCGCUGAGCGGAGAAACUUCCUCAAACUGUGCUGUUGCACAAACAGGGGAAAAACAGAGUGAGGAGAGGAAGAGUCAGUUCAUGGCAGAAACAAUCAGCAGAGAUCAUUGUGGAACAGAAAGAGGUAAAACACAACAGAAAUUCAAAAAUAUCCCUGUGAAAUGUAAAUGGUUAGCAUAACGAUGCUUUUCCACAUCCCUGGCUUUGCUUGUAGAGUUAGGGCGGACUGUGCUGUAGGAAGAGUGGUUGGGGAUCAGAGGGUUGAAGAAAGUCUGUACUUGUCUCAGUUGCUGCAGUAAAUGGUUCAGAGGACUUAAACAUUGGACGGGGGCCCUGGAACAUGGCCGGGAUUAUAGAUAAUUGUUCUUGUGCUCUUGUUGUAAAGAUUAUUGUAAUAAAAUCCACUGAUACAGAAUGUUUCAAGAACUGAGCACAAAGUGAUUAACCAUUUAAGAAAAAAAAAAAAAAAUGUGGUCAAAGCCCUGCGAAAAGUGUGUUAGUCUUGCAACUACGGAAUAACUGAACGUGCAACAUCCUGUUUCUAAGAUGAUGAUGUUAACUGUGGAGUUUCCUUUGGUUUAGUUCCUGCCUGUUUACUGCAUUUUUAGUACAAAGUUUGUCCUGUGGAGAGAGAGACUGACGGUCUCAAGCAUCAAAGGAUGUUUGUUCUCAUCUGGGCGACUCUGUUUUUCUCUGUGAGAAGCAGCAAUGCUGAUACAGGUGCAUCAGUGGGAGGAAGACAACAAUGUUCACGCUAUCCAUUUGGAUUCUGUAUCACUCUGCCUGAAGGAGAAAUAACAGCUGAGGCCGGACUCUGUGUUGUGAUACCGUGCUCUUUCACUACAAGUUCUAGCUUUACACCCCAAAAGCUAGUUUGGUACAAAUGUGAACCAACUGAAGGAAAGUGUAGUGAUUUAGACAUGAUAUUCCACACUAACAAAAACAACAUAAAAAUUCAGUCUGGGUUUAGAGGGCGAGUUUCACAGUUGGAGCCUGAUGUGAGUCAGAGGAACUGCAGCAUCAUCAUCAAUGACCUGAAGGAGUCAGACUCUGGAUCAUAUCAAUUCAGAGUUAAUGGUCUUCUGUAUGGAACAGCAGAUGGAUUUACAUACUCUCCAAGGGCAACUGUCUCUAUUAAAGCUCUGAGUCAGAAGCCCAAGGUGGUGAUUCCUCCACUGACAGAGGGACAGCAGACCACACUGACCUGCACUGCUCCUGGUCUCUGCUCUGGAUCUGAUCCUCAAAUCACCUGGACGUGGAGAGGAGCAGGAGAGAAGGACUCCCACAUCACAGGAAACAUCACUGAUUUCAAGACUGAGAGUCAGACCGCUGUCACACACAAUCACAGUUCAACUUUGAGCUUUAACGCUUCAGCUGAACACCACGGCACCAGUGUCACCUGUAAGGUCAGCUUCACAGGAAACGCCGCAACAGAGGAGACAGUGACUCUGAACGUGACCUAUAUGAAGGAAAUUAGAGUCACUGGGAAUACAAGUGUGAAGGAGGGUGAGACUGUGAAUCUGACCUGCAGUGUUGACAGUUUCCCUCUAUUACUCAUCGUGUGGACUAAACUGUCCGACCUAAACAUUCAAAAUGGAACAGAAACUAAUUUUCCCAACGACACAUUAACUGACCUGCAGAACGACACUGAAACCUACCUGCAGCAAGGAAGUGGAUUGGCCACUCUCUCCAUCUCUAAUGCGACAGAAGAUGAUUCUGGGCUGUACAUCUGCACAGCAAAACAUCUGAAUAACAGCUGGAAGAAAAAUGUGAAUGUAACAGUGAUAUAUAUGAGAGAACCUGGGAUCACUGGGGAUACAACUGUUAAGAAGGGAAGUGCUCUAAAUCUGACCUGCAGCCUUGAAAGUUUCCCUCCAUCUCUUAUUACAUGGACUAAACUUUGCCUCAAUACAAACCUGCACAAUGGAACUAACCUGCAGAGCAACACUGGAUCUGCAAGCCUCAUCAUCCCUAAUGUGACCGCAGAAGAUUCUGGACAGUACGUCUGUACAGCAAAACACCUGGACACGACUCUGACGAUUUAUGCUGAUGUGACAGUGACUUGGUUUUCAAAGAUCUCAAAAAACUCUAGAUGUGAGGUUCAGUCGGAGCUUGUGACCUGUGUGUGUAUCACUGAGGGGUUUCCCUUACCCACCAUCAAAUGGCCGCUGUUGAAGAACUACACUGAGUACUCAGUCAUUACCACUGUGACAAACCACACAGUCAAAAGCACCAUCAUUCUCACUGUAAAAGAUCACAGCAACACUGUUGUUGAGUGUGUCAGCAGCAAUGAAAAUGAGGAAGCAAAAGAAAACCUCACCAUCCAAAUAACACAAGGUGGUACAUGUUCUCAACCACACACUGCUACCAUAGAUCACUGCUUUAUGACAUUUUUAUUACCUAUUUUACCUCUCUUUUGUUCAGACACAUAUUGGGCAAGCUUUCGCAUGUAUAUAAUUGUUCAGAAACACAUGGGCAUCAACAUUUUUUCUUUUGUUCCCUCUGAUUGCAGAACCACCCGAUCCAUUAUUAAAAAGUGUUUCACGGUUGGAAACCAUCAUUGCCUUUUUGAUUGGUGUUCUUCUUUCAGCAAUCAUCUGCUGUUUCGCAAAAAAAUGCCACAGAUACGUGAUGGUCAAGCAGUAGAAGAUGAUCAGACCCACGGCCGAAAGGGAGCUGAAGAUGCAGCUGUGGCAGCAGAGAAAACAGCCCCUGUACUGGACAGUGGGCCAAAAGACGUGGAGUACGCCAGCAUUGAUUUCUCGGUGUUGAAAAGAAGGAGUCUCAGGCAGGCGGCAAAGAAACAAGAGACCGCAGAGACAGAGUAUGCUGAAAUCAAAAAAGAAGUCAAAGAGGAAAGAGAAGAUGACGGUGGAGAAGAAGGUGAAAUGUUGGAGGGAAAAGAGGAGAGGGUCAUGACGGAGGAGGAUGAGGAGACAAAAUGCAGUGUCCCAGGAGAGGAGGAAGGGGAGGACAUGGCGGUGUACUCCAAUGUAAAGGAUAUAAUGGAUUUUAAGCUAACCACUGGAAUGACACCUGUUACAACGGGCAAAGUCAUCCCCACGGUUACAAAGCAUGAAGUCAACCCCACCACCAUAAAAAGUCACAACAACACUGUUGCUAAGUGUGUCAGCGGCAAUGAAAACUGGAUACCAAACCCAACAGCUGACUCGAAGGAAUCUGAUCUACUCACACAAUUGCUGGGAAUUGUUAAACAGCCACACGUCAUCAUUGCAUUUUUGAUUGGGAUACUUCUUUCGGCGUCCAUCUGCUGUUUGAUUGGAAUAUGCAAAAGAAAAAAAAAGAGCGGAUCUGGGAAUCUGGCUGAGAAUCUGGAGAUGGUGACCACUCAAGCGGUUCCACUGAUCAAUGAUGGUCAAGCUGUGAACGAUGAUGAUUGGACCCAUGACCUAGAGGUAGCUGAAGGAGGAGCUAGUGCCGUGGAACAAAAAGAGGUGGAGUACUCCAACAUUGACUUCUCUCUGCUGAAACAGAGGAGUCCCACAGAGGCCGGGGGGACGCAAGACCCUGGAGACACAGAGUAUGCUGAAAUCAAGAAAGAACCACCAGUGGAGGGACAAGACAAUGCUGGCGAUGAAAGUGUAGUGUUGGAGGGCAACAAAGAGGAGGAGGCAAUGAUAGGGGUAAAUAAGGAGACGGAACAGUUUAUGCCAGCAAAGGAGGAGGGAGAUGAGGAUGUGGCGCUGUAUUCUAGUGAGAAUAAAACAGUGGUUAAGACGGGAUGAGUGUGUAGCUUGGUGGAGUCCCAUUAAACAGAGGAGAGUGCAUGAGAGCAACAUGGGGAGUUGAUGUAGUGCAGAAAUUCAUGUUCAGAUAUGAUUAGACGGAUAUGAGAUAUAUAUUUUUCAUAUGUAGAUUUCCUUUUACUGAAAGGAGAGCAUGUAUGUAACAAUAUCAAGUGACACAUAUUUCAUGUACAAACAUAUUAAUCCAUACAAAGGCAGUUUAACAUGACAGAUCCCCCAUCAAGCCACUGUGUGUAAAUACUCAAAACAUGAGGCUGGUGGGAAAAGUAAAAAGCUAUUGAAUAAAAUGUCACUUUAAGGAUAUAUUUUUACACUUUGCUUUAGAAUUGUUUAAAUGCAAAUAAGCUUUGAUGUUUCUCACAGGAUUCAUCGAUCAGGGAGAAUCAACAAUUUUACGUGGCAGUUAAGCUUUUCAUUACGUUUAGAAAAUAUCUAUUAUUAGGAAAUAAAUGCAGCUGAAUUUACUUUUAAAGAAGUCAGAGUGAGAGUUAAUGUGUGUCGAUAUAUCUAAGUAGCUUAUUGUACAGAAUUUCAUGUUCAAAUCUUGUGUGUUGUUGUUUUUUAUUAUCUUUUUGUACAUAAUUUGAAUGAACUCUUGCAAACAUAUUUCUGCUGUGUUCAUGUAAAAGUUGACCAUGUCCAGUGUACUUGACACUGAAACUUAAGUAACUCAUGUUGGUCAAAUCAGUGCAUUGCGUGCUCAAUGAUGUCGUCAGUAUGAGUGUGAAUAUGAGGCAAAUUGUAAAGUGCUAUGAAUUGCCUCUUGUCCAUACAUAUUGGAAGUUGUGCCUGAAAUCCUUUUCCUGAUUAAAGUGCUAAAUAAAUUCAGUAAACUUA
Seriola aureovittata is the source of this 4848-nucleotide messenger RNA. RefSeq lists its product as uncharacterized. NCBI's taxonomy places the organism in Eukaryota, Metazoa, Chordata, Actinopteri, Carangiformes, Carangidae. The record is from RefSeq and is a predicted model, not a curated record. Bases 904 to 3990 code for a protein of 1028 amino acids. The transcript is spliced from 11 exons.